UUAUCCAUAAAUCGCCAGCUAUCAUUUGAAAAAGACACUUUAGGUUUUAGUAGUGACGUGAAGAAUACAUUAACUGAAAUGAUCAUGAUGAUGUAUCAUGUUAUUGAUGAUAAUGAUAAUGAUAGUGAUAAUGACAAUGAUAAUGUUGAUGAUGAUGAUGAUGAUAAUGAUAAUGAUGAUGGAUGGAUAUUAUAUUAUUACAUCAUACCUUUGCCCAACUGGGUAUGUUUUCUGUUCAUAAGAGAUAAUGGUAUAUAUUAAGUUCUUGAAGCUUCAUUUAUAAAAGAAACCAGACAUAAAGAUAUUAGUAAUUGUGUAACAAUGUUCGCAUGAUUGAAUUUGUGUAUACCAAUAAAAAUUAAACACAUAUAUAUCAUACGAUUGUCAUUAUCAUCCCGUGUUUUAUACUAAACUUUUAAUUCAAGUCACAUCUACUUUUCCAAGCACACCAUAGGAAUUAAUUGCUUCACCAAACAUCAAAGUAUAAUAAAAACGAAAUAAAAGUAAUCAAACUUCAAACAGUGUGAUGAUCUAUAAUUUAAUAACCCAACCUCGCUCACAUCAAACUCUCACUUGCUGUGCACUAUGGGUUAGCCUUUCAAUGUGUUAUAAUUCUCUCUCUGCCCUCCUCAUUUUCAGACCAGCUGGAAAUUAGAAAAAUGGACCACUUGAUGAAGAAAGAAACAAGCAUAGUUUGAUGGAAGUAUCUUGAUCUAUCUUUUUUCCACAAAAUAUAUACAUAUUUAUCUUAGAAAAGAAAGAAAAAGUUAGAAAAUAUCAUGUGAGGUGUGGUUGAUAGUUGGCAAGUGUUGCUAUAAAAGAAAGUGAUAGUUUCCUGAGAAAACUUAUAGGUAAGAAGAAAGUAUUGGGAAAAGCUUUUCAGUUACAAAGAGAAGUAAGAGACAAGAGACAGAAACAACAAGAAGUUAAUGGAAGCAAGAGGUAGUAGUGGUAUAAGCAUGAAGUCAUUAGAGAGAGUGGUUUCAGAUAAAGCAUUAAAGCUUGGAAACUCAUUUCCAUGUCAAAUCUGUGUGGUUGGGUUUCUCUGUGGAAUUUGUCUCACUUCUCUUUUCGUAGCUGCUCUCACUUCCAUUGGCACCUUCGAGCUCGCCGCCUUCUCCUUCUCCUCUUUUUCUCCUCCUUGCAAUUCCACUUCUCAAAUCAUCAACAUGGGUGCAGACAUAGACAUGAAACUGAAAUGGAAGAACAAAGCUGAGCCAGAAGAAGAAAAUGAUGAUGAUCAGGUGAAUCUUUUGGUCUCUGCUUGGGACAACUUAUUACUAAACAAUGAAGACUAUUUCAAGAAACUAUGGAUGAACAAAUCUGAUGUCCCAAACGCUCCACAUUUGGAGAACUGUGAGGAGAGGACACGAGCUAGAGAGCGCUUGGAUACAAGACUAUCAAAUCAUACGUUUCCUUCUUGGAUCAAUGGAGGAGAUGAAGAUAACUAUCCAUUAACUAGAAGAGUGCAAAGAGAGAUAUGGUAUCAUCAGCAUCCUUUGGACUGUGAAGACAAGAGUCUCAAGUUCCUUGUAGCUGACUGGGAAACGCUUCCUGGCUUUGGUAUAGGAGCUCAGAUCGCUGGAAUGACUGGUCUUCUCGCAAUAGCUAUAAACGAAAACCGAGUUCUUGUUUCAAAUUACUAUAACCGAGCAGAUCAUGAUGGUUGCAAAGGUUCUGCUAGAGGAAGCUGGUCUUGCUACUUCCUACCGGAAACAUCGAAAGAGUGUAGGAAACGUGCGUUUGAAGUAAUGAAGAAGAGAGAAGCGUGGGAGAGAGGGACUGUUACAGGGAAACAAAACUACAGCACCAAGGAGAUUUGGUCUGGACAUAUACCAAAGAGAUGGGGUAAGCCUUGGAGUUACAUGAGGCCAACUACAGAGAUCAACGGAACCUUACUCACCAGUCACAGGAAAAUGGACAGGAGAUGGUGGAGAGCACAGGCGGUUAGAUACUUGAUGAGGUUUCAAACGGAAUACACUUGCGGUUUGAUGAACGUUGCUAGACAUGCUGCGUUUGGGAAAGAAGCUGCUGAGAUUGUUCUCUCGGCAGGAGGUUGGAGAAAGAAGAAGAAGAGGUCGGAGAUUGAGGAAAGCGUGUGGUCGAGUCACAAGCCGUGGAUACCGAGGCCAAUGCUGAGCGUGCAUGUGCGUAUGGGAGACAAAGCUUGCGAGAUGAGAGUCGCAGCUUUAGAAGAGUAUAUGCGUUUGGCUGAUAGGAUCAGAGAACGGUUUCCGGAGCUCAACAGGAUCUGGCUCUCUACGGAGAUGAAGGAAGUUGUGGACAGGAGUAAAGAGUAUGGUCAGUGGAGAUUCUAUUACACGGAAGUGGCGAGACAAGUUGGUAAUAACUCGAUGGCUGAGUAUGAAGCUAGCCUUGGGAGAGAGAUGAGCACGAACUAUCCUCUUGUUAACUUCUUGAUAGCGUCAGAAGCUGACUUCUUCGUCGGAGCUUUAGGCUCCACUUGGUGUUUCCUCAUUGAUGGUAUUAGGAAUACCGGUGGUAAAGUCAUGUCCGGUUUUCUCAGUGUCAAUAAAGACCGGUUCUGGUAACUUCACCGCUUCCACUAUGUACAGAACUUCUCCACUUCUUGUUUCUUCAGAUGUUGUAACAAAAUGUUUUUUUUUCGGUUUGGUUUAGGCGUUCGGGUGUCUAAUCUGUUCCGGUUUGGAAUCAAUUCAGGUUUGAGUUUUCUGGAGCACAAAUUUAGAUCUCAUUCGGAUAUAUAAAAGUUCGGUUUGGUGUCA
This is a messenger RNA of Brassica napus (rape), 2747 nucleotides long. RefSeq lists its product as uncharacterized. The coding region runs from base 930 to 2552 and encodes 540 amino acids. Gene Ontology annotation, molecular function: alpha-(1->6)-fucosyltransferase activity. The record is from RefSeq and is a predicted model, not a curated record. Lineage: Eukaryota; Viridiplantae; Streptophyta; Magnoliopsida; Brassicales; Brassicaceae. Gene Ontology annotation, biological process: protein N-linked glycosylation. The transcript has 5 exons.